This is a messenger RNA of Prosopis cineraria, 615 nucleotides long. RefSeq lists its product as uncharacterized. The coding region runs from base 1 to 615 and encodes 204 amino acids. The transcript has 2 exons. The record is from RefSeq and is a predicted model, not a curated record. NCBI's taxonomy places the organism in Eukaryota, Viridiplantae, Streptophyta, Magnoliopsida, Fabales, Fabaceae.
AUGCGGAGAUUUGAAGAAAGGCGAAUGAUUUUGAGAAGGCUGUUUCUGGAGGUUUGGAGAAUGAUCUAUAUCUCCUUCAAAGGUAAAUUAAUGGAUCUGGAUAUGGGUACUGGUUUCAAAGAUGGCAAGGGUAGUUGUGUUUUUGAUGCUGUAUGGAGAGAUUCAAAAAGUGUUGCCUUAGACAACAGAGCCAUACCUAAUCAAUCAAGAGUGGCGGCAGCAACAAGAGGAGGAGCAAGCCAUAGGAGGAGGAGGAAGAGGCAGGGAGAGGGGAAUAUGAAGGAAAUGGCGGCAAAGGGGGGAAGGGGUGCAGCUGCAGGGGGAGGUGGAGGGGGCACGGGGAAGGGGAAGGGGAUAGGGAGGGGGCGGGACAGGGGGAGGUGGGUGGGCGAGGAGGUGAGGGCGGGGCAACGGGAGGGGGCCGAGGGGACGGGGGAUGAGGGAGGGGGUGGGGUUGAGGGGGAAGGGGAUGGGGCGGGGGCUGAGGCAGCGCGGGAUAGGGGAGGGGUAAAGGGGGAGGGGGCUCGAAAAGGGAAGAGGAGGGACAGGGGGCAAGGGGCGAGAGCAGAUUCUGAGGAGGCAGAGGGAGGUAGCGAGAUCGGGAAGAGAAAAUGA